AUUCGUCAACCUCUCCGUUGUAGAAACCGUCGGAGACAGAUAUGUCGCAGAAUAUCGUCAUCGUCUUGUUUGCUGUCGCUGCUGUUGGCUAUGGUCGAUGUCAGACUCUCAUGGACAUCAUACAGACAGAAAGCGACUUGGGAGAGUUUCGCGAGUAUGCCCAGAAGUUCCUCGCCGCACAACUGUCGGAGCCCUCCUACACGUACACGGUGUUUGCUCCCACCGACGAUGCGUUUCUCUACUACAUACGAGAGAACGCCGGCAACACGAAUCAACUAGACAGUCUCCCCCUAUGGAGCUACCAUCUACUGAAUAAAAAAUACACGAGAGAAGAUCUCCUGAACAACGGUAACCACAGUCUUCCCACGCUAGCUCCUAACUCUGCACCUGUCUGGGUGAUCAUCACCGACGCUAUCCAGUCAGUACAGCGAGACAGACCUACAGUACCUCCCGUACCGGGUCAGGAGCCAGAGCCGGGAAAGGUGAGUAGCUCUGUCUCUGUGUGA
This is a messenger RNA of Priapulus caudatus, 506 nucleotides long. RefSeq lists its product as uncharacterized. The record is from RefSeq and is a predicted model, not a curated record. Bases 42 to 506 code for a protein of 154 amino acids. The transcript has 3 exons. Lineage: Eukaryota; Metazoa; Priapulida; Priapulimorpha; Priapulimorphida; Priapulidae.